This is a messenger RNA of Fraxinus pennsylvanica, 1353 nucleotides long. Lineage: Eukaryota; Viridiplantae; Streptophyta; Magnoliopsida; Lamiales; Oleaceae. The record is from the annotation of a GenBank genome assembly.
AUGGCGGUGACCACAGCGGCAUCUUCAUCAUCAGCUGAGUUGACAAGUGAAGGACCAGUCCUCACCCUCAUCAACAAACGCAUUCGCUCCCUCCGCAAGAAGCAGAAUCGUAUACUCCAGAUGGAAGAGUCCCUCUCCCAGGGCAAAACCCUAAACAAGGAGCAAGAAGAAACCCUUAAAUCCAAACCCUUCGUCCUCGCCGGAAUCGAUGAGCUCGAAAAGCUCCGUCAGCCCCUCGCCGACGCUGUGGCUCAGGAAAUCGCUAUCGCUUUCCAUAUAAAGGAAUCUGAAGCCACAAUAAAGCAAACCCCUGAUGAGGAAACCCCAAAGCCCGAGGUGGUGGAGCAAUCAUCGGUGGAGGAAGAGAAGUCGAAUUCAGAGGGCGUUUAUGUGAUUUCUGAUCUGAUGAAUCUGCUCUAUUUUGGGAGUGUGUUUGAUGUGAAGACCCUGAUGAGGGCUCACGAUAAUAUGCUCACGAGGACUCAUGAAAGGCAUUGUUGUUUGACUUAUGAUUAUGUUACGGAUGAUGAUGCCAUGGAUCCCCUGAAAGAGCGGGAUUUGGACCUGAUCUCGAUGCUUGGGAGUAUGUUGCUCUCGCGGCCUGUGGACUCAAGCUUGUCCCACAAGAAUGCACUUCAGAAGUGUGUCGAGCAUGCCAAGCUAUGGCUUGCCAACUCAGAUCAGCCCAUCGAGCCAAACUCUAAUGUCACUUAUGCUGGAUUGAGGGAGAAGUUGAAUAAAAUUAUGGCUUCAGACUACUUUACAACAACACCAGAGAUGAAAGGUCCCAUUGAAGUUGCAGCAGCUGCUGGGAACUAUACAUCUUUUCAGGUUCCAGUGCAUGGGUCUGUGGUGCCAGUCCAAGUUGAAGUUUCAGCUGCAGCAUAUGAGCAAGAGGCAGAGGAAUCACCUAGUGUGCAAGCACAUGGAAAUGAAGUUUAUGAUGAUCUAUCUGAUCAUGUGGAAGAACAUCAUCUGGGAGGAGGAUCAGAAGUAGAAAACUCUGCAGAACAACAAUCUCAAAUGAAGCCUGUCACCCCAGAUAUAGAAGUGGAGCAAUUUUCUAGGGAUCAUGAAUCAAAGGAUCAACAGUAUGUUCCUCGACGGUCGUAUCAGAAUUAUAGAGGUGGACGAGGUGGGAAUGUAGGUGGCCGUAGAGGAGGAUAUCCUAAUGGUCGUGGAGGUCGAGGCACUGGUCGGGGAGGCAAUCAGAAUGGCCGCAGCCAAUUCUACGACCAGCCAGGCAAUUAUUACCCCCGGAACAAUCAUUUCAGAGGAAGGGGUGGCCGGGGUUUGAGUGGGAAUUUUGGUUACCAUGCUGGUCAAUCUGCCCAUGUUCAAGCAGAAUCAUAA